UCUAGCUCCCAGUGGCCUGUAAAUUACAUUGCGCCAAUUACACAGAGACAAACAGAAAUUUAAAGAAAAACAAAUCAAAAUGGAGAGUCUCUGCGUUUCAUCUUCAACAGUCUGUCGUUUUACUCUCCACAGCAGCAACAAUAAGCGGCAAUGCAAGCUUUCUUCUUGUGCUUUACCUCGGUUUUCUAGUUCUUUGAUCGCCUCUAAUCCUCUCGUUAGAAUUUCAAUUGAUGAGAGAAAGAAUUAUACAAUGUUGCCGAUGAAGCGGAGAGCUUUUGGUGCGGUUUGUUAUGCUGGAAGUGGAUUGCUAGCUGCUCGUAAUUUGCAGUGGAUCUCCACCAUUUCCUCUGCGAUUUUGAUGGUUUCUAAAGGAACUGCAAUUCAUAAGUCUUUUCUUGUUCCAUUACUAGCUCUACAGGCUCCACUGACUAUCAUUUCUUGGAUUAAGGGUGAGUAUGGUAUUUGGACGGCAUUCAUGGCGCUUCUUGUCCGAUUGUUCUUCUACAUUCCUGGUGAACUUGAGUUGCCAUUUCUAGCAUUACUCUUGGUAAUUGUGGCUCCCUAUCAAGUAAUCAAUUUGAGGGGAUCACAAGAAGGUGCUAUUAUUGCUUUGGUGAUUUCUGGGUAUUUGGCUUUUCAGCAUUUCUCACGGGCAGGGAACUUGCAAAAAGCAUUUGAGCAAGGUUCAAUUGUUGCUACCCUAGCCAUCAUUUGUGUUACCAUUGUCUCCUGCUUGUUUUUAUUCUAAACUUAACCUAGAGUUUAGUUCUGUUUGAUUAGUAUAGUCUAUAUGUAUGUUACUCAAAUCUUUGAAAUGAUCAUAAAAUAAGCAGACGAGCAUUUUGUUAAAUAGAGAUAAAUUUCCUUGAAAGAAAUAAUAAAAAUGUCUUGUAUAUCACGUGUAACGCCAGUUUUAGUAGAAAUACCAGCAAUGCUAUUGUCUUUGAA
Mercurialis annua (annual mercury) is the source of this 948-nucleotide messenger RNA. RefSeq names its product cold-regulated 413 inner membrane protein 1, chloroplastic. The record is from RefSeq and is a predicted model, not a curated record. Bases 80 to 748 code for a protein of 222 amino acids. Lineage: Eukaryota; Viridiplantae; Streptophyta; Magnoliopsida; Malpighiales; Euphorbiaceae. Gene Ontology annotation, cellular component: membrane. The transcript is spliced from 6 exons.